Siniperca chuatsi (mandarin fish) is the source of this 2098-nucleotide messenger RNA. It is a transcript of the gene fkbp7, whose product is annotated as FKBP prolyl isomerase 7. The transcript has 4 exons. The coding region runs from base 93 to 866 and encodes 257 amino acids. Gene Ontology annotation, molecular function: calcium ion binding; peptidyl-prolyl cis-trans isomerase activity. The record is from RefSeq and is a predicted model, not a curated record. Lineage: Eukaryota; Metazoa; Chordata; Actinopteri; Centrarchiformes; Sinipercidae.
AGUCCAAUGAGCGAUCGUUAAGGGAGGGCCAGGCCCAUGGCUAGUUAACCUGCAGUGAAGGAGGCGGGAUUUCUACGCACCAGGAAGCAGCAAUGCCUGACAGUCUCAGCUCAGGACAGCAAACUCCCAAUCCGCGGGAGAAGCUCUCCACGUCCUCCGGAGUGUUCAAACGUCACUUUCACAAGUUGCCACGAAUACACAGCGGCAUGAUGUGGAGGUUAGUAAGCUGUGCACUGUGCCUCUUUGUCUCUUUACAGCUCAGUUUAUGGUCUGUUUGGGCGACAGCAGAGGAGCUGGACGGCGAGGUCAAGAUUGAAGUUUUGUUCAAACCCGAGGCGUGCACUCCAAAGAGCAAAAGAGGAGAUCUGAUGAACGCUCACUACGAUGGGUUCCUCGCCAAAGAUGGUUCUCAGUUCUACUGCAGUCGUUCAGACAAAGCUGGGCACCCUCAGUGGUUUGUGCUGGGUGUCGGACAAGUCAUCAAGGGCCUUGAUAUAGGGAUGGAAGAUAUGUGUCCUGGAGAGAAACGAAAAAUAACUGUUCCAUCUGCCCUGGCCUUUGGAGUUAAAGGCAAAGGUCCGGUGCCGCCCAAUGCUACGGUGGUCUUUGAGGUGGAGGUCUACUCUGUGUCCAGGGGACCACGGAGCAUGCAGGCUUUCAGAGACAUAGACCUUGAUAAAGACAGAAGUCUCACAAAGGCUGAGGUAAAGGAAUACUUGAAACUGGAGUAUGAAAAAAGUGGGAAUCCACGCGAUGACCCUUUCUAUGAGAAGAUUAUGGCUGACGUAUUCCGCAAGAGUGACCACGACAGAGACGGACUGAUCAGUGUGAAGGAGUAUAACAUUUAUGAACACGAUGAGCUCUAGUGUUGGAAGUAGUUGAUCUUGUUAAUUAUUUUAGUUUAUGUACUUUGAUCGGUUAGAGAGAAAACAUGAAUAGGUUAUGGAAAAAUCCAUCCUCAGGUGUUCUUACACCUGUGAUUUUCAGUACAUUCUGGGUGUUAUUUUGUGAUGAAACAUUACUUUUCUGGUCUACCCACGUUACUUCAACAUGCCUCAUCACUUCCACUUCAGUUAGUGGUUUCCUGCUUUUCACAGAAUGCCUUUUGAGAACCCCUGCAUGCAUGCUGGCCUGUCGAAGCUACUGUGGAAGUAGAAAAGUGUAUCUCUUCCUCUUCUAUGGUCGGUUUUGCACCAUGUGAUUUUUCAGCAUCAGGUCAAUGGCUUGAAUAUAGAGAGAAGUCCUGGCUCUUUGAGUGACUGACUCCAAAACCUGACAUUUUCAUUGCUAAUCUUUUGGAAAUCUUUUUUGCUAUGAAAAGAUUGAGCAGUGAAUAUCACAAUGAGACACCACGAUGUCCAUGUUUGACCAGCUAUCCACGAGAAUGAUAUGAAAACAUAAAUGGGAUCCAAAAUGCUGGGGAAUCAGCCCCAGCCUUUGUUAAAAAAGUUUUUAAAACCAGUUUUUUCCAAGCCAGCAAACUAGCCUCUAAAUUUUAGUACAAAGUAUUAAACUAUGCAAGUAAGAACAUCUCCAACACCUGUGAAAACUUUGACUUUUGUGCAAAUACCACUACAUUUUAGCAUUUGAAAUGUUUUAUUUGUGUUUUGGUGAAUAUUGAUUCAAUGUGCAGCACAAAGAAGAAACCACAGGAUUGCACAAUGCUGUGGAAUCAGUGGCUUUGAAGCUGAAACAUGACUGUCGUGUGAGAGUUGAGAAGGCGGUUUAACCAGACACGAGAAAAAGGAGCUUAUACUGUCCCACCUUCCUGUGAAUUUCCUGACCCUCUAAUCUGCAACAUCACACCCGCGUACAGAUCCACAGAUACAGGUGCAUAUAUUGAAAAGGUGACUGCAAAGACUAAUCUUUUCUUCCACACGCAUUCCAAUUUAAACUAAAGAAAUGAGAUGUGGCUGUGUUGGAGAAGUUUGAAUAUAAUUGAUGAUAAAAUGUGCAUGGAUGUGUGUUGUGGUUUGUCAGACAUGUUUACAAGUUUUGUGUACAUCUUUAUGUGGUCAAACUCAUGAUUAUCAUUGUAUCCAGCUGAACAACUGUAGUAUUUAGUAACAAUAAAUAAAUCAGUGUAUGUGGAAAACUA